Molecule: messenger RNA, 750 nt
Organism: Drosophila sulfurigaster albostrigata
Lineage: Eukaryota; Metazoa; Arthropoda; Insecta; Diptera; Drosophilidae
Product: transmembrane protein 186
Exons: 2
Coding region: 94-732 (212 amino acids)
Cellular component (GO): mitochondrion
Source: RefSeq, a predicted model, not a curated record
AGCAAAUGGCAUCUCUUAACAUUCCUUUUUGAGCAGAGCUGUAAUGUGAGCUGUUCAUUUGAGCAUAGCAGCAAUUUUACAGACAACACAACAAUGCUUCAACGAUUUUGUCGGCCACGCUUCAUUAAAUUGCCCUUAGCAUAUUCUGCUGGCAGCAGGCGUCACAAUGCAAACACGCCUGCUACAGAACCGGCAACAGCAACAUCAUCAGCUUUAAAAACAGCGACGACUAAGAAAUUGGCUGUGGAAGAAGGGUUUACGGAUUGGCGGCCCAUCUACCAGCUUCCCUUGAUACGCUGGAUUGCAGCUUUUAAUCGUCUUAAAAACUAUCAGGCUGCUGUCACAGUGGCUGCCACACCAUUGGCAUUCACCCUGUCUCAGGCUGGCCAGGUAUCUGGAGAAGCAAUUGGAAUUUGCGCUUCAUUGGGAGUCAGUGGGCUGAUUACGCUAUCAUUGGGCAGUUAUUUGACAUCCAAUAUAAUUGGAUUUAUCUACAUUAAUGAUCAGCAGGAUCAGUUAAGACUGGCAUACGUGGACUUCUGGGGUCGUCGCCAGGAGGCCCUGAUUGAUAUUGAGGACAUACUCCCCGAUUGGGAGCUUAAAAGGACCACACGAUUGGGCUUUUAUCAGCCAAUAUGUCUGCGUACUGAUAAGAAACAGCGCUUCAAGAUACUUCAACGUUUUGGAGUGAUCACAGAUCCUCUUAUAUUCGAGGGUCUUUUCGGGCAAUAAAAAGGGGUUUGUUAUGAA